AACUGUUGCUGCCAUCAAUCAGAAGCGUGUGAUGGUGCGAAAUCUGCAAGAGUCUUACUACCGACCAUCGAGCUUCCUCAGUGACCCUACGAUUUAGGCAGUAAUGUGAUAAAAAGAUUUCUCUUUCGUCGGAUUGGUUACGAACCCCGGAAAUUGUGACAGUGUCGCUUUCGUUAUAAAUUUUAAAGUUAUAAAAUAUUUCGGCGGCUGUACACUCGUAAGGUCAGUAAUUUUUGAAAUCGUUGCGAGUAUCUGACCAUCCAAAUGCUUCCUGGAAGGCCGUACAACCGUUACGAUCCACUGGCUGCUAUUGAAGCACCCACACGAACAGUGGGAACAGCCGAUAUGACGCUGUUCCAAUCGCCGGAAUUUCAACUGCAGAUUUUAUUGGAAAUGCGCUCCCGGUAUCCCGACUAUGUUAAGCCGGAUUACAAUUAUUUCCACGGCAGCGUCGUUCUGGAUGUGGAGUGUGGGGAUAACCACGGGCAAAUGUAUUUAUCCCGGUUUUGUCAAGGCAGCAAAGGCCAGUGCAUCCUGUACUUCCGCAGUGUCACCGAUCACUUGUGGUUAACGCCCAAUCAGUUCCAGUGCAUCAGCGGACGGGAGUCGGCUAAGGACUGGAAACGCUCCAUUCGGCAUCAGGGCAAAAGUUUAAAACUGCUGCUGGCCAAGCAGAUACUGUUUGUCCACCCGUCAAGUUGUGCCUGCUCGGGCUGCCGCAUUAGUUCACCUGUGGAUCGCAGAAAGCUAUCAGCUUACAACUUCCGCGUUGAUAUUGACCCGAUCGGACCCGGAAAUGCAAAUCGCUCAGCAGAGGAUUAUAAAGGAAAUAGUUCAUCAGUUAUUAGCGACCAAACCGAUUCAGAAAGAGCUUUCCAAGAGGAUCUUCCUAAUGAACGUUGGACGCGGAAACCACAUCGAAAUAAAACGCCUUUGCAAGACAUUUCCGAAUCAUCUUCUGAGGGUGUGCCGGCAGCGAAAACUGGGAUGGCGAAUUUCAGAUCGAAACACAGCCGUGAUCAUUCACAACUCGAUGACGCGGCAGAAUCGGCGGAACGUUACCCAACGAAAAAGAAGCGAUUAGAGGCAAAUAGUUUCGCCUCGCCCGUCAUGGAUUAUUCUUCUUACACGUCACCGGAAAACGGCGCUGCUAAGUCGGAUAAACGACUGGGUAUCCAGAAUUCUGCCCCUUUUUCACCGGCAUCCGCCAUGAGCAACGGGGCGGUCACGCCAAACUUCCACAUGUUGUUGAACCGUUUGCCCUUUGGUGCCGGUGCAACUCUGCCGAGCUUCCCGGCUGCAUACGUCACCAAUUACAGUCAACAUUUUCCCAGCAUGUUUCCGUCGUUCGGCAGCAUGUAUCCGGACUUCUUCCGCUCCUAUUCGAAAUCCAAUCCAGCGCAACCAUACAGUCUUCCCGCUCGUGAUGGCUUGGAAAAUACAUCAUCAAGUGGAUCUCAGUUUUCCUAUCGUUCAUCUUGUCCUAUUCCGCCGAUAAAUGAUCAGUCCGCUACAACCAUGGCUGUCGAUUCUAUGUCUUCGGACACUUCCGGCUCUUCCUCGCCGACUUCGACGCUACGUCGAUCUAAUAACUCCAGUACGGAAAAUUCACCGGAAAGGGAAACGCCCUUAGAUCUCACGCUGGCCCGUGACACACCGGCCGAAGUCGACUCCAUCAAAAAUCACAACUGCAAUAAUCCACCAUUAACUCUGCACGGCAAAAUAUUUUCCGGGUGCACCGCCAAAGUCCCUCGAUUUAGUUAUUCGUUUCCUGCAUCCGUCAUUGAUGGUCUGGAGAAAAACCUACCGGUUAAAGGCGAAGAGGUUUUUGUCCCACAACGCCUGGACUCCCCAGAAGACCGUCCCAUUUCACCCACCGAAGACUGAUGCAAAAAAAUAAGUAAUAAAAGGACAGUCAAAACUCAAAAGUAAUUCAAACGACAGUAAUAGAAACAUUAGAUUUGUUGUGCUGACAUUGUUAAUAUGAUGUUUUGUUGUUGCGUUACCAUGAUUAUUGUGCUUUAAAUUCUUGAUCGCUUUAGAAAAUCGACUUUUUAGCGUCGACGGUCGCUGUAGGAAUUGCGCUUUAAGAGGUACUGAGUUUGUAUGCUAAUUGUUUUCUAUUUCUUUUCACGCAUUGAGA
This is a messenger RNA of Paramacrobiotus metropolitanus, 2143 nucleotides long. Its product is annotated as glucocorticoid modulatory element-binding protein 2-like. The record is from RefSeq and is a predicted model, not a curated record. Gene Ontology annotation, molecular function: RNA polymerase II cis-regulatory region sequence-specific DNA binding; DNA-binding transcription activator activity, RNA polymerase II-specific. Lineage: Eukaryota; Metazoa; Tardigrada; Eutardigrada; Parachela; Macrobiotidae. Gene Ontology annotation, biological process: positive regulation of transcription by RNA polymerase II. Bases 265 to 1887 code for a protein of 540 amino acids. The transcript has 7 exons.